AAGCUUUUUACUAGUGAUGUGCAAGAAUGAAAAAACAACAUCGAAAAGAUAUAAACACAAAUGUUGAAACUGUGGUGAGCGACAGCGAAAUAUUUGUGCGACUGUUACAUUGAGAAAAUUUCAAAAAUAAUUUAUAAAAUUUUGGUAGUACAGUAAAUUUUCUUAUUAGGCUCUAAUAAGCAGAAUUGACAUUACCUAUUAGAAUGCUAUAGUUCAAGUGGAGGUCUGUUAAAUUAACAGAGGUGAACCAAAAAGCUUUCAUGCCAAUCGGCUGCGAUAUGUAUCGAUGGAAAAGCUGCCAUCUGCGUGAGGCGCGCAGCUGAUUUUGGCUUUUGCCUCUGUUUCGUUCUUUCCAUAUUUCAGUUGUAGCUAAGGCAUUGUCGAGAAAAAUAUACAAGUCUACUACGUUCAGUGGCUUAUCGCCUGAUCUUUUAAUUGAAUUAAACAAAAUAAGCGACAUGUUCAAGUUGUGCGUACUUAUCUCGUCGCUGCUUUUGGCGAUGCAGCUUGGAAAAGCUCUCGAGUUCCAAGAUUGCGGCUCAAAGACUGGCAAAUUCACUCAAGUCACCAUCGAGGGCUGCGAUACCACAAAGGCGGAGUGUGUGCUACGAAGAAAUACGAAUGUGUCAAUAACAAUAGAUUUUGCAUUGGCCGAAACGGCCUCAGCGGUAAAAACGGUGGUCCAUGGCAAGAUUUUGGGCAUAGAAAUGCCCUUUCCGCUAAACAAUCCAAAUGCAUGCCUUAACAGCGGCCUUAAAUGUCCGUUAGAAAAGAAUGAGGCCUAUAGAUAUACAGCUACGCUGCCCGUGCUGAAGAGCUACCCAAAGGUCUCGGUGCUCGUCAAAUGGGAGCUGCAGGACCAGAACAGUGUGGAUAUCGUGUGCGUCGAAAUACCCGCCAAGAUACAAUAAAACCUGAUCAUCGAGAAACGUUCACUUAAAACUGUUAAAUUCGCAUUACCGAGUUCUUAUUGUAAUCUAAUUUAAAAUAAAGAAAAUAAAAUUA
Messenger RNA from Drosophila montana, 1005 nucleotides. RefSeq names its product Niemann-Pick type C-2a (gene Npc2a). NCBI's taxonomy places the organism in Eukaryota, Metazoa, Arthropoda, Insecta, Diptera, Drosophilidae. The record is from RefSeq and is a predicted model, not a curated record. The transcript has a single exon. The coding region runs from base 459 to 911 and encodes 150 amino acids. Gene Ontology annotation, molecular function: sterol binding. Gene Ontology annotation, biological process: intracellular cholesterol transport.